CGCGACUGCGCCGAGUCUGCCAUGAAGAACCCGCCUACAGUCGGUGUCGUCCGUUUGUGAAACCGUUCAUUCGGUCUUGAUCUUUGGCGAAAUUGUUUGCUAAGCGCAAUAAACUGUAAAAAUGUUGAUCAAAGUGAAGACCUUGACGGGAAAAGAGAUUGAAAUCGAUAUAGAGCCCACAGAUAAAGUUGAGAGAAUCAAGGAGCGAGUUGAAGAGAAGGAAGGCAUUCCACCACAGCAACAAAGGUUGAUAUUUUCCGGAAAACAAAUGAAUGAUGAAAAGACUGCUCAAGAUUAUAAGGUACAAGGUGGUUCCGUAUUGCAUUUAGUACUUGCAUUGAGGGGAGGUCUAUGAAGAAUAUUUUUAUAUGACACUAUGACGAAGCCUGUUUUAUAUAGAAAAAGUAGCGAUUACAAUGGAAAUGCUUUUAUAAUAUGUUUUAAACUUUGGCUUUGUAAAUAUAAAAAUUAAGAUAAAAAUAAUUUAAAGUAAACAGUCACAUUAAAUGCUAUGUUUUGUAAACUAAUAAAACUGAUUAAGUUAUA
Messenger RNA from Phymastichus coffea, 546 nucleotides. It is a transcript of the gene Nedd8, whose product is annotated as NEDD8. Gene Ontology annotation, cellular component: nucleus; cytoplasm. Gene Ontology annotation, molecular function: ubiquitin protein ligase binding; protein tag activity. Gene Ontology annotation, biological process: modification-dependent protein catabolic process; protein neddylation; regulation of proteolysis. Lineage: Eukaryota; Metazoa; Arthropoda; Insecta; Hymenoptera; Eulophidae. The record is from RefSeq and is a predicted model, not a curated record. The transcript has 4 exons. The coding region runs from base 122 to 355 and encodes 77 amino acids.